Molecule: messenger RNA, 1355 nt
Organism: Plodia interpunctella (Indianmeal moth)
Lineage: Eukaryota; Metazoa; Arthropoda; Insecta; Lepidoptera; Pyralidae
Exons: 6
Coding region: 75-1355 (426 amino acids)
Cellular component (GO): extracellular matrix
Source: RefSeq, a predicted model, not a curated record
AUAUAUAAUGAGGUGAAUAUUUGAACCCAGUAUCAGUUUAGUGUGGUAUUCUUUAUUGAGCACCGUCAUCCAAAAUGUUUCUUAAAGGUCUCAUUAUUGUUGCUCUCGUGGGCAUCAGCUACGCAGCCGAGCACGCCUACUCCUCCCAGAGCAUUGUACUCCACCACACCGAACACAAACAGAGCCACGAAGACGAACACCACAUCCCCAUCAAAGUAGUAGUCCCUUUAGUCACCAAAAAAGUGGUCCCAGUAGCGCAUUACGUGGCCCAGAGUUCUGGAUAUGAGCAGAAUGAGAAUAAAUAUGACCACAAACCCGCUAUCUCUUCCCAGCACAUUGAGCGACAUGAUAUCCCCGCCCACCCUCCUAAGGGUUUCUUUGAUGAUCAUGGUCCAGCCAAAUACGAAUUCGAAUACAAAGUGCACGACCCUCACACUCACGACGUGAAGCAACAGCAUGAGACCCGAGACGGCCACUCCGUGCACGGCGUCUACAGUCUGCACGAGGCUGACGGCUCCAUCCGCACUGUCAAGUACUCCGCGGAUAAGAAGACUGGAUUCCAAGCUGACGUUCAACAUUCCACCAAGCACGAGCAGCACGGACAUCAUAUCCUAACCCUAAGCGCCGUUCUGGCCAUAUGUAUGGCUAAAGCUGUUCCCGAAAUUCCAUACACCGAAGGCCAUGCUAUUUCCUCUCACAGCGUCAUUCAUGCACCACCUACACCCAAACUCGUAGCAGCCACUCCUGUCCACCAUGCUGCCCCUACAGCAAUAUCCUUCCACGCAACUCAAAUUCCUUAUACUUCAGCUGCAGCUGUUUCUUCCCAGAGCAUCAUACGUCAUAACCAGCCAACUACACUUAUUGCUGCACCCGCAACUAAGCUGAUAUCACCUUCCACUAUUUCGGUCUCAACUCCAGUACAUUAUUCUACUCCAGUUCAGUUCGCAUCUCCUGUCCACUACCCCGUCACUAAUAUCAUCGGGUCCACUCCAGUUCACUACCCUGCUGUUGCUAAUGUAGUUUCCUCAGUCCCAGUUCAGCAUGUCACUAAGUUUAUCAGUCCCGCUCGCAAGGUUUUGGUGUCUGACCAUCAAGUACAUCAUUUUGAGGAAGCAUACACCCACCCAAAAUACGAGUUCUCCUACUCCGUGGCUGACCCUCACACCGGCGAUAACAAGUCUCAGCACGAGGUCCGAGACGGUGACGUCGUACAUGGCGAGUACAGUCUCCUGGAGGCCGAUGGCUCCGUGCGCACCGUGCAGUACUCCGCUGACGACCACAGCGGCUUCAACGCCGUCGUCUCUCACUCUUCCCCGGUCCAUCAUGAGAAACAAAUUAUCUUAGCUCAUCAUUAA